CUGUGUCCCUCGGACACAGCAGACUGAUCAUCAGGGCACUGAUGAUCAGUGUAGCCCCAGCAGUGCCACCUGUCAGUGUCUAUCAGUGCCAGCAGUCAGUGCUUAUCAGUGCCAUGUGCCAGUGCCACAUCAAUGCCACAUAUCAGUGCCCAUCUGAGCUGCCUUUCAAUGUCACCCAUCAGUACCAGUCAGUGCCACCUAUCAAUGCCAAUCAGUGCCGCCUAUCAGUGCCAGUCAGUGUCGCCUAUCAGUGCGCAUCAGUGCCGCCUAUCAGUGCCAGUCAGUGCCACCUAUCAGUGCCAGUCAGUGCCGCCUAACAGUGCCAGUCAGUGCCGCCUAACAGUGGCAGUCAGUGCCACCUAUCAGUGCCAUAUAUCAGUGUCAUGUAUCAGUG
Molecule: messenger RNA, 394 nt
Organism: Staurois parvus
Lineage: Eukaryota; Metazoa; Chordata; Amphibia; Anura; Ranidae
Source: the annotation of a GenBank genome assembly